Molecule: messenger RNA, 1428 nt
Organism: Galeopterus variegatus (Sunda flying lemur)
Lineage: Eukaryota; Metazoa; Chordata; Mammalia; Dermoptera; Cynocephalidae
Gene: NCS1
Product: neuronal calcium sensor 1
Exons: 6
Coding region: 24-602 (192 amino acids)
Molecular function (GO): calcium sensitive guanylate cyclase activator activity; calcium ion binding
Source: RefSeq, a predicted model, not a curated record
UGGCACCAUCUCUUUCAACAGGGAUGCACGGCUCCCCUGGGGCCUGGGCAGGAGCUCCUGGUGGUUGGGUGGUGUUGGCAUCUCUUUUACUCUCUCUUGUCUGGUCUUCUACUUCCAGGUACAAAGGCUUCAUCAAGGACUGCCCUAGCGGGCAGUUGGAUGCAGCAGGCUUCCAGAAGAUCUACAAGCAGUUCUUCCCAUUUGGAGACCCCACCAAGUUUGCCACAUUUGUUUUCAACGUCUUUGACGAAAACAAGGACGGACGGAUCGAAUUCUCCGAGUUCAUCCAGGCGCUGUCGGUGACCUCGCGGGGAACCCUGGAUGAGAAGCUGCGGUGGGCCUUCAAGCUCUAUGACUUGGACAACGACGGCUACAUCACCAGGAACGAAAUGCUGGAUAUCGUGGAUGCCAUCUACCAGAUGGUGGGGAACACUGUGGAGCUCCCCGAGGAGGAGAACACCCCCGAGAAGAGGGUGGAUCGGAUCUUUGCCAUGAUGGACAAGAAUGCCGACGGGAAGCUGACGCUGCAGGAGUUUCAGGAAGGGUCCAAGGCGGAUCCCUCCAUCGUGCAGGCACUGUCCCUCUAUGAUGGGCUGGUAUAGUCCAGGGCCCAGAGCUGGAUGCCUGGGAACCAUCGCCUCCUCCCGUGCCAUGAGGCCACCUCAGCCCUGACACCACCCCGUGUGUCCCCCCAGCGUCCCUCCGCAGCCACACACAGCCGGGCCCUUGGACCGCAAGGCCCCGGCUCUCCCCACCCUGCCCUGCACCCACCCACCGCCUGAAGCCACUGACUCCAAUCGCCAGCCACCUCUGCUUGUCCAGAAAAUGAUAAACAAAACGGAAAAGGCUACAGCCCUCUGCAAACCAAGGACACGGCUGCUUGGCGGGCAGCCUCUCGGUUCCUCCUGCUCUCUUGCGUGCGUGCUUUUGUUUUUUAUUUCCAACAGACAUUUUAAAAGAAAAAAUAACAAACUACCUUCUGUCCUAGAAGAUACAGACUGACCGAUGGGGAGAAGGCCUGGGGACCUCAGAGAACUCUGCCUCCGCCUGGGCCCUUGGCAGCCGGGGAGCCCGUGGGGAGCCCAGGGGUGUCUGGGGGGCCUGCCUGAUGGGCGUUAUCUGUCAUCCCAUCCUCAGCAGCAAAGCCACCCAUGUGGCAAGGAUAAUCGAUGGUGAUGAUGGUGAUUUUUUGUGAUAACAGUAUUGUGCUUUUCGUGGGGAAAGUGAGGUUUUUUUUUUACAUACAUAUACAAUGGAUCUCUUUUAUUUAUUGGUUGUUAACUGUUGCUGCUGCCUCGUGUGUCCGAGCUCCCAGGGCUGCGGGGCCUACGUUUACAUGUGCAGCCUCACCCACCUGCCCACACUCGCCUGGGAGGAGGGUGGCCUGCAGCGGCCAAGAAGCCAAAAACAAAAAAAAUUUUUUUUCAA